GCGAGCGUUGAUUGCACACCUUUUAUUACUUCUCUGGAUUUAUGCACAAAUCCGCAAACGGCAGCGGCAGCACUGGAAAGGUGCCCUAAUAGGUGUGGGGUAUGCAACAGACCAGACCUUGUCACGAACUGUGCCCAGUUAUUACUUCUUUUGAUAUGCACAAAUCCAUACAUGCAAGCGAAUUGCAUGAGAUCAUGCAAUAUUACGACUUUGGACUUGUUAAAAUACGAAACAACAGAGGGAGGGUCAUUAUCAUGCAUGGACAGUCGAGCCAAUUGUGCGCAAAUGUCACCGUUUUGCAAUGUAUCACCAUAUUCUUAUGAGCGAGCAGUGUAG
Molecule: messenger RNA, 336 nt
Organism: Dracunculus medinensis (Guinea worm)
Lineage: Eukaryota; Metazoa; Nematoda; Chromadorea; Rhabditida; Dracunculidae
Source: the annotation of a GenBank genome assembly